This is a messenger RNA of Sphaerulina musiva SO2202, 745 nucleotides long. Its product is annotated as DNA glycosylase. Gene Ontology annotation, molecular function: mismatch base pair DNA N-glycosylase activity. The transcript has a single exon. NCBI's taxonomy places the organism in Eukaryota, Fungi, Ascomycota, Dothideomycetes, Mycosphaerellales, Mycosphaerellaceae. The coding region runs from base 29 to 505 and encodes 158 amino acids. The record is from RefSeq and is a predicted model, not a curated record. Gene Ontology annotation, biological process: base-excision repair, AP site formation.
CGGACAUGCUUAUGCUCAUCCUUCCAACAUGUUCUGGAAGCUCCUGCAUAGCUCAGGAUGUACAGAUAUCCGAUUGAGGCCCGAGCAAGAUGUCGAUUUACCCAGAUUAUACAGCAUGGGAAACACGAAUAUUGUGGCCCGGCCUUCCAGACACGCUGCCGAACUCAGUAAAGCUGAAUCCGCUGCUGGUACACCUGUUCUGGAAGAGAAGAUCCGAGCUUUUCGUCCUGAAGCUGUGUGUAUCGUUGGUAAAGGUAUAUGGGAAUCCAUCUGGCGCUGGCGACAUCAGCGCGCUAUCAGGAAAGAUGAAUUCCAGUACGGGUGGCAAAAAGAGAGUGAGCGUAUAGGCAAAACAGCAGAUUGGCCUGGCGCUGCUGUAUUCGUGGCAACUGCAACGAGUGGAUUGGCAGCAAAUACGAAACCGCAUGAGAAGGAGGCCAUUUGGCUUCCUUUUGGCCAGUGGGUGAAGAGAAGACGGCAAGAGAGAGCAGAAUCGAGAUUAUGAUGUCCUGCUGAGCAUGGUACCUCACUGCUUCCAGCUUGCACGUCCACCUUGCUGACGCUCGCUCUCGCGCGGCUUUUCAUAGGACGUCCGGAAUGUACCUACCUCUUUUUAUUCGAAUUUUGCCCAUUGGAAUUGAAUUCAACUUGAGCAACGCUCUUUCAUGUACCCUCGGUAUAUCAAGGUUGGGUGACAAUAGGAGAUGGCGGCGGCAAUAUCAAUGAAUCUAAAUCAAGCUUCGCU